Aaosphaeria arxii CBS 175.79 is the source of this 525-nucleotide messenger RNA. RefSeq lists its product as uncharacterized. NCBI's taxonomy places the organism in Eukaryota, Fungi, Ascomycota, Dothideomycetes, Pleosporales. The record is from RefSeq and is a predicted model, not a curated record. The transcript has 2 exons. The coding region runs from base 1 to 525 and encodes 174 amino acids.
AUGCCCCGCCCCGCCAACAACGCCAACGUCGCCGCGGGCAAGUCGACCAGAAUGUUCAGCCUGGACAUGGUCGCUGCGCUCUUGAUGUCCUGCUCCGUGACCACUCUCACUCACAAGCAGUACGAGUUGAUGAGCGCGCUGGACGGCCAGAAGACGGUGUCGGCACUCCAGCAUGACUUCCGGGCCGUCAUGGCGAAGGCCAAGGAGCUCAAAGAGAGAAUCGACGGCGGUGAGGAAUUCGUGCCUGUCGCUGCGAAGAAGAGACCUGCUUCUUCGAUGAAGGGCGAUGGCCCACCAACGAAGAAGGCGAAGACCACCAAGGCUGGAAGAGCUACACCCAAGCCUCGUGGAGGAAAGAACAUGGGCAAGCCAAAGGACAUCGACACGCCCCCCAGCUCUCCGCCUUCGCUCGACAAUGACUUCGCCGACGCCGAAGAUGAUGGUAUCGACAAGACCAAGCUUGAUGCGUUUGACAGUGAUACCUCAGUCAACGCAUUCAUCAAGCAGGAGAUGAAUUGGGUCUAG